AUGGUCGACCAGGCAAUGCUAGACCAGCUGAAUGCGGGCUUCAGAAAGUUCCAGGAUUCUAAGGACUACAAGUCGCUGCUGAAGAAUUACAUCACCAAACAUCGCUUCGAAAAACUCAAGACUCGCAAGACGGCCAUGGGAGCCACCUUGUACGACAUCACACAGUUCGGCGUGGAGAACCUCGACAGAGGCGUCGGCCUUUGCGCUUCGGAUGCCACAUUGUACAUGGUGUUCGCCGACCUGUUUAACCAGGUGAUUGAGGACAACCACGGCGCCUUCAAGGCGACCGACAAGCACCCGCCCAUGGACUUCAGAGACCUCAGCACCCUGGUCAACGUGGACCCCGACGACCAGGUCGUCAUCACCAUCCGCGUGCGCUGCGGAUGCUCGUUGCAGGUCUUCCCUUUCAACCCGUGCGUGAUGGAGACCCAGUGCUGCGAGAUGGAGGAGAAAGUGAGCUCGACUCUGCGCGCGCUGGAGGGCGAGCUGAAGGGCACCUACUACCCGCUGACCGGCAUGAACAAGAAGACUUAG
Molecule: messenger RNA, 534 nt
Organism: Ixodes scapularis (black-legged tick)
Lineage: Eukaryota; Metazoa; Arthropoda; Arachnida; Ixodida; Ixodidae
Product: arginine kinase-like
Exons: 1
Coding region: 1-534 (177 amino acids)
Biological process (GO): phosphocreatine biosynthetic process
Molecular function (GO): creatine kinase activity
Source: RefSeq, a predicted model, not a curated record